This is a messenger RNA of Chinchilla lanigera (long-tailed chinchilla), 5762 nucleotides long. RefSeq names its product period circadian clock 3 (gene Per3). The transcript is spliced from 22 exons. Gene Ontology annotation, cellular component: cytoplasm; nucleus. Lineage: Eukaryota; Metazoa; Chordata; Mammalia; Rodentia; Chinchillidae. The record is from RefSeq and is a predicted model, not a curated record. Gene Ontology annotation, biological process: entrainment of circadian clock by photoperiod; negative regulation of transcription by RNA polymerase II; circadian regulation of gene expression. The coding region runs from base 172 to 3483 and encodes 1103 amino acids. Gene Ontology annotation, molecular function: transcription corepressor binding; transcription cis-regulatory region binding.
UGGCGCCCCCGGAACGUGGCGCCCCCGCGGGACCGCCCCGCGUGCGGUGCUUGCAGACUCUGCCGGACGGACGCGGGGAAAAGUUGGUCCGCGGGACUAGAAUGAGGACUCGGUGACUGUCGCAGCCCGCGCGGGAGAGAAGCAGGCGGCGGGCGUGGGGCUCGGCGCGAGAUGGACCCUUGCGAGGACCGGCCCGCGCCCGGGGGACACGCGCUCGAAGGGCCGUGGGGCUCCUGGGCCCAGCUGCAGGGGACAGACGGGGACAGCAGCCACAGUGAACAAGAAGAUCGAAAGAGAGUUUCUGAAGAACUUAUAAUGGUUGUCCAAGAAAUGAAAAAAUACCUGCCAGCAGAGAAGCACAGUAAACCAAGCACCCUAGAUGCCCUCAACUAUGCCCUUCGCUGUGUACACAACGUGCAAGCAAACAGUGAAUUUUUCCAGAUUCUCAGUGGAAAUGGAUUACCUCAGACAGGUGUGACCGCGUACAGUCCCAAGGAGCUGGCCACCAUUGCUGCAGAGCACACUUCCAAGAACACAGAUACUUUUGUGGCAGUCUUUUCAUUUCUAUCCGGAAGGUUAGUGCACGUUUCUGAACAGUCCACUUCGAUCCUGAAUUGUGAGAAAGAUUUCUUGGAGUCCUCUCACUUUGUCGACCUGCUUGCCCCUCAAGACGUGAGGGUAUUCUACAAGCACACUGCCCGAGCCCAGCUUACUUUCUGGAACGACUGGACCCAAAGAGCAUCACAAUAUGAAUAUGCUCCAGUGAAAUCCUUUUUCUGCAGGAUCCACGGAGGUGGAGACAGAGAGCAAGAGAAGUAUUACUCCCCGUUUCGGAUCAUCCCCUACUUGGUUCAUGUACACAGCUCUGCCCUCCCAGAAUUGGAACCUUGCUGUCUAGCACUGGUUGAAAAGAUUCACUCUGGUUAUGAAGCUCCUCGAAUCCCAGUGGAUAAAAGAAUUUUUACCACAACACAUACCCCAGAGUGUGUUUUUCUUGAAGUAGAUGAAAGAGCAGUGCCUUUGCUGGGUUACCUACCUCAGGAUCUGAUUGGGACGUCGAUCCUAACAUACCUGCACCCAGAAGACCGUCCUCUGAUGGUUGCCAUACACCAGAAAGUCUUGAAGCAUGCAGGCCAUCCUCCCUUUGAACACUCACCCGUUAGGUUCUGUGCCCAGAAUGGAGACUUCGUCAUCCUGGAUUCUAGUUGGUCCAGCUUCGUGAACCCCUGGAGCCGGAAGGUUUCUUUUGUCAUCGGUCGGCAUAAAGUGCGAACGAGCCCACUCAAUGAAGAUGUUUUUGCUACCAGAGUAAAAAAGAUAAACAGUAAUGACAAAGACAUAACGGAAUUACAAGAACAAAUUCACAAACUUCUCUUGCAGCCGGUUCACGGGAGCGCCUCCAGUGGCUACAGCAGCCUGGGCAGCAGCGGGUCGCAGGAGCAGCAGGUCAGCGCGGCCUCAUCCAGCGAGUCCAGCAGGCACUGUGCAGAGGGCGCACACAAGGAGCCGAUGACCUUGCAGCAGGUCUACACCAGUGUAAACAAAAUUAAGAAUCUGGGUCAGCAGCUGUACAUUGAGUCAGUGACCAAAUCGCCAGUCAGACCGAUGAAGGAGGUGCGCACAGAGCCAUCGGACAGGGGUGAGCACAAGGCCUUUUCCUCCUCUCAGCUGCUGAACAGUAAAAGCAUGUACCCUGAGUCUUCUGAGGGUUUGAGGAAAGACCAACACAGCCCGUCUUACCAGCAGAUAAACUGUAUCGAUAGUGUCAUCAGGUAUCUGCAGAGCUGCAGCGUCCCAGCUUUAAAAAGGAAGUGCGUCUCGUGUACGAACACAACUUCUUCAUCCUCAGAGGAGGACAGGCAGCACCAUGGCACCGACAGUGCCCAGGCUCUGCAAGCUGCCGCACAGAUCCCAGCCGCUCCUACACCGCAAGUGCCCGCUGUCGCCCAGUCCACAGAUGCCAAGGAGGGCACCACGCAGAGCCUGUCCACUGCAGCGCUGAGCUUGCGCUCAGGCGUGAGCCAGUGCAGCUGCAGCAGCACCCUGGUCCACGUCCCUCCGCUGGAGUCAGAAGAUGCCACGCUGGCGUGUGAGCCCUGGGCCCUCGGCGCACAGCCGGCAGCUCUGGCUUCAGAAGAGCUCGCGUGCGCGGGGCUCACCAAGGCUGCGCUGUCGGCCCACACCCAGAAGGAGGAGCAGGACUACGUGGACCGGUUCCGGGAGAGGAUCCUGUCCUCGCCCUACAGCUGCUAUCUUCAGCAGGACAGCAGAAGCACAGCCGAGCCCUCCUGUGUCCAAGGGGAUUCUACCUCCAAGCAGACCAGAUCAGCCGGAUGCAAGAAAGGGAAGCACAGGCGUAAGAAGCUGACCAUGCCGCCAGGCAGCAGCAGCUCAGACGGCAGCAUGUGUCCCCGCACCAAGGGGCUGCUCCAGGGCGUGCAGCCCUGGUGCCCUCCUGCAGCCCCUGCUCCCCAGGCCUCGGGCUUGGCGCUGUCCCCCACCGCCGUGAUGCUUACCAGCCAGGCCUCUUACUUCCUGCCCACCGUGCCCCUCUCGGCCGUGACCUCCCUGGGAGCAGGGGACUCUGCAGCCUGGGGAGCUGCGCCUGCGAGCCUGCCCACACCACCCUGGCCCGGCGGCCUGCACGCUCUUCCUGCUGUGCCUGCUCCUUACUUGGAUGCUUUCAUGACCGUCCUCCUGCACGCCCCGCCCAUCUGUCCUCCUUGGUCACCAUCCUCCUGUCCACACUCGCCCUUGGGGGCCCCGAGCCUGGAACCACCUCCCCCAGUCGACAGCCAAGGGAGAGCAGAAGACAAGUGGGAGGCGCGGAGCGAGGAGCCCCCGUACAUGAAUUCGAGGAGCAGCUCGCCGCUGCAGCUAAACCUGCUCCAGGAAGAGAUGCCGGGGUUGUGGGCAUCUCCUGGCCCAGCGAGAAGAGACAGUUGCCCAGAGGCCGAGGGUCACCGUGUGGGCGAGAGCGGGGCCCACAGUGAUCUGUCCGUGGCACCCAUUCCCGAGGCGUCUCCAUCUGGAACCGGCGCUGCAGCCUCAGGAAGCAGUGGCAGCGGUGUACACUUCAGCAGUAGUGAUUGUUGCUCUGAACUCUCCGAGGAUGGGUGGCAGUCUCCGGAUGUGCAGUGGAAGGAAGCCCAUCCCAACCGUGCAGAAGACUCCAUCUGGAGGAUGAUUGAACAGGUGCCUGAACAGGUCCUCAUGACUUACCAGGUACCCGAGAGGGUUAAAGAAGUCGUGCUGAAAGAAGACCUCAAGAAGCUAGAAAGCAUGAGACAGCAGCAGCCCCAGUUCUCUCCUGGGCAGAAGGAGGAGCUGGCCAAAGUGCAUUCAUGGAUUCAAGGCCAGCAGGUCCCUCCAGAAACACGCAGCCAGAGCUGUGCCGCCUGGGAAGGCAGAGGUCCAGGGGACGAGGGCGCUGCAGAGUCCCCCGGGCAACAUCCAGCAGAAGGCCCGCCUGGAGCCCCCUGAAGAUGCCCCUUCGCACCCUUCCUAGGACACGCGGGACAUGGAGACUUCUUUGCAGCUGUCUAAGCUGUGACUCUCAGUGACCAGAGGCAUCGCCGACACGAAGAUUUUCCCUUCUUGCUUUUGUGCAGACGUCGAUUUUUCCAAAGCAAACAUUGUAUAUAGAAUCUUCUCUCUGUUUCUGAUGUAUUAAAGUGCCAGUGAAGCUCCUUUUAUUAAAUCUCUUCUAAAGAGCCUGCAUUGCCUCUGAAGAGGUCUGCGUGUGGCAGAUCUCUAUUUCAGAUGUCACCCAAAGUUAAUCCUACUUAGAAGCGUAGCUAGAAUGAGCCCUAGACCUCAGCCUCCUUUAUUCUGUUCUUUUGUGACGCACAUCUCUCUCCCCAUUAGAGCACUUGCAGAAAUCCCACCUACAGUCACAAACUUCUCCCAGUGGUUCCCGUAAACGAGCUGGGCUGCGUCCAGCUGGGUGCUCCCUCAGUAGCAGAGAUGAGACAUUCCAGUUUCCUCAGCACAGCAGCGUGCUGUCCGUUAGCAAGUCUGGAAACAGCGCGUUUCCCAAGGCCUUUGUGCGUCUGAUGCAUUUCAUUUUGACUUUCCACCUUUCACUGAAACUGAAAGCCUUUCCUUGAAAAUCUGCCGACACACAAGAGGCUUAUUCUUUGGAGAACUGAAAUUAGCAUUUGCACAUGUGUUAAAAAAGAAAAAAGAACCCCUUGACCAAUGGUCUUUUUAAUGUUUUUGGAUUUAAAAUAAUGAUUGUAAGGGUUUACUAUCAAAGCUAAUAUUGUCCUUGUAUGCUUAUGUGUUUGAAUGUCCAGUCUUAGCAAAACUGUUUCUUUUUUUUGUUGUCACCAAAUUGACACACACGGGGUCUCCCUGUGCCGCCCAGAGGCGCUCGCGCCGCCCUGGGUCUGCCUGUGAGCAGGGUGAGUGUUUGGGAGCUGAACACUGAAAAGGGAGCUCCGUGACUUCGGCCAUGGGACGGCGUGUCCCCGCCUCGACUCGGGGCGGCCCGGGUCGUGUCCUUCAGGAAGUGAGCGCGACUUGCUCUCCGCUCGCUCUGGUGCUCUUUAGAGAAAUCCUGGCCGGGUGCAGGAAACCCGCACUGCAGGUCAGGAAAAGGAAACAGAAGGCGGUGGAGGUUACAGUAGCAUUUUUUUUAUAUGACUUGCAACUAACUUAUUUUUCCUUUUUUUGUUGUUUUGUUUUAGGAAAACACUUCUUUGAAGUUUUAGGUUUUUUUAAAUAAACACAUCCUCAUAAUGAAUAGGAGAAUGGACUUCGUUACCCACGAUGGCCGCUGGGCCCGGAUUCUCCAGUCUGCUCUCUCAGAUGUCUUCUCCUGACCUAGCGGUUUUCUGGAUUCUGUCUUAGGGUCUCCACACCAUUUUCAAAUGCUGCCUUCGAUAGUUCUUGGAAUUUUCUAAUAAGCAAUUCCAUGCAGGUGUUGCUGUUUUAUGAAUAGAAACUCAUAUUCUGCUCCAUCCUGAUAGUUCAGUGAUUUUUGAGGCCUUUUUUUGUGUUGGUCAAGUUGUGUUGUGUUUUACUCCCUGGUGGAAAAUCAAAACAAAAUCAGCCUGUAUAUCUUCCACUGAUGAUCUUCUAUAAUAAUAAGGUUUUUAGUUUGUGUAAACUGAAAAUGACAUCUGGAGCUAGCAGAACCAUUCUGCAUUCAUGUGCGUGCAUUUCAGAUCUUACAUCAAUGGUAGAAGACCUUCAUUCCCGUUGUUUCUGGAAAUGUUUUAUCUAAAACUGCGUGUCCCUUUGUUAGUACACACUUCAUGGCGUGUGUUUUACGCUAGGCUUGAUUUGAAACUGGUGCUUGUUGUGAACAGAUCUCUAAAUCCACCCCGAGGUCUCUUCUGGAAGCAAGUUAGAGAUUGUUCCUGCUGCUGGGCGGGACAGGGCCCAGCAGCGAUACCUGCUGCCCCCCACGGGGGCCCUGCCAGGCAAAACUGUUUGUCCAAGCUUACUAACUUUUUGUAUUACUGACCAUAGAAAUUAGAAAUAAGAGAGUAUAGCAUAGGCUUCAAUGUUUGUGUAAGUGUUACCCGCAAAAGCGUUUUCUUGGGUCCGAGGUCAGGAUGUAUUGAAAAUAAGAUGCUCUAUGGAUGGAGUAGUUUCACAACUAAGUGAAACUUCUUUAUCAUUCACAAGGUAAAUUUAAUCCAUAUUGAAAAUUUGUUCCAACUGCACUUACAUCGGUUUGGUUUUAAUGGUUAUUACUAUUUAAAUUGGGUACCUUUUAAGUAACAAAAUAAAGCGUGUACCUGUGAACCUGA